UUUACAAUUUCACGCACUUCCGGAAUGUUUUCAUUCUGAUGAUAAUGGAAUUCUGAGAGAGAGAUAAAGGUGGUAUGGAGGAAACGAAUUUUGAUUGUCUUCCAGACGACUUGAUCAUCAGAAUUUUUAAGAAUGUUUCCGCGGAAGAUCUAUGUACGAUAUAUAACGUUAGCAAGCGCUUCAGGCGGCUAGCCUUUGACAGAAGUCUCGUGAGACACUCGGAUUUUGAGCAGUGCUAUGGAACCACCCCCUCCUCGUUCACUGACUACAUCAAAUCUAACAGCUCCAUGCUAGAAAGCCUGAGUCUGAACCACUGCUACUGGCUGACUGGGCGCUGUGUGGAGACCGCUGUGCUCAAGUGUAAAAACCUGACCCAGCUCUAUCUGCUAGACAUUGGUCUUUCAACAAAACAACUUUGUAAAAUUCUGUCCUCACUCCAAAAGCUGGAGGCUCUCGCCUUUACGGUGGCCAGUGUGGAUGAAUUUGACAAUAAUCUAAAUGCCUCCGAGUCUGCUCAGAGGACUAUGUGCAAUAUCAAACAUCUGACGAUUCAUUUCAAAGUGGGAAUCACUCCACGGACAGAGCCAUCAAUAUCGGUACAGUUCAUUCAAAAGAAGAACUCAUUCAUUGAGCACUGCCGAGAACUGACCUCUCUUCAUGUGAUGGGACAUCCAAACUUGGGCUGUGGAUUGCCCAAACUUCUCCUUCAACCAAAUGUUGUCAAAGUCAGCAACCUCAAAAACUUAAAGCAUUUGUCACUAAAUUAUGCCAUAGAUCCAGCGGCAAGGAUAUUCUAUUAUGGGACCUUAAUGUCUGUAGCCAAGCUACAUCUCAAGUUAAAAACAGUCCUUAAUCCUUCUGCAAAUUUUAGUUCUGAAAGGAACAUGGACUUCUGGAAAAACUUCUGGAAUUCUCAGGAUGAUUUGGAGUAUCUAGACUUAUCCAAUAUAUCACUGAAGAACAUAUUUCCAACUAUUUUUGAUCCAGGUGUUGUUAAAAAGAAUCUGUUAUAUUUAAAUAUAUCUCAAACAGACAGUAGAGAAGUGGGGAUGAAUCUAGCCACUCUGGGCCAUGUUUGUCCAAACCUUCAAAGCUUAAAUCUGAAAAACAGUCAGCUAGUGUAUCUACAUAAGGGGGCAUUAGAGCAGGUUGGAGCACCAAUAAAGCAGCAGAUGACGUUUGACAUUGAGGGUUUCAGCAGCUUAGUCAGCAUGUGCCAUCAAGUAGUCCAUCUAAACCUCAGCAACAUCCAUAUCCACGAGGUCAGCGGGCUACAGAAGACGUUUGUUAACGCCCUCACCACACUAACAGGGUUACGCUCUCUAGCUCUGUCGCCAUGUUGCCUACGAUUACAGGACUGCGAGACCAGGGAGCCCGAGGACAGUCCGGGGUGUUCACAGUCCGGGAAGAAGCAGGCCGCCUCCACGGUGAUGGUCCAGUACGCCAAAAAGAGGCGGAUAUCUCUCCACACUGCAUCCACCUCCCAGCCAUCGGUCUUGCCUGACUCUGAGGACACUGACCUUGACCCAGCCUCCACCCUGUACCCUCGGUGUAAGACGGGCCUUGAGUCACUGACCGAGGCCUGCCCCCGCCUCUCCCACCUAGAACUGAUCAGUGCUGGGCUGGUAAGGCCUGUGAUACACAGAGGGUCCAUCGGACUGGCACCGCGGCCCUGUGUCUAUGUCCCAUGUGUGGAGUCGUAUGCCCUAACGGAUGCAGAGUUGUCAUACCUGGGACGACUCUCUAAUCUCCAGUACCUACAGCUAGCCGGAUUACCAGGCAUUAUAAGUGGAUCGUUUCUGUCACACAUUGCUAAGCAGUGUCCUCAGCUGAAACAGCUCCACCUGUCAUACCUAGGCCUGACCGCCCACUGUAUCUACACCAACCAGCUCUGUCAGGCCUUCCAGCACUUUACCUCCCUCAUCGAUCUCAGGUUAGAGCACGCCUACUUGUCCAUCGAUCAGCUGUUUUGUCGGUCGGCCAGGAAGUGUAGGUCUCUGCAGCGGUUCUGUGUGGUGUCCAAGAACGGCAGUCUGGACCCUGACGCGGUGACAGGCCUGAUGUCUGAGCUUCCUCGUCUGAUGGUGCUACAGCUGUUCACUGACUCAACUCAAACCAUGUGUAAAAAACUGAUGAAGGCCCUGAAAGACAGGUUCCAGAGUACCCGGCCAGCACUUAGUGUGACCAUCUACCCUCUGUUUGACCAGGAUACAGCGUACGUCAUGAACAAAAUCCCCACCAAACACCUGGAGGAACUGACCAUAUUCAGCUCCAAGAUCUGUCAACAGCCUCCUGGACAGUGUAGGGUCAAGGCCAAAACUAGAGACCGCUCAGGCAAGGUCACUGUAUGACCUUGACCUCAAGCUAGUGGCCAGGCAAGUUGACCUUGUCCUAAAGCAAGUGUAAAACGAGGGAAUGACCAGAAAAGGUGAUUGUGACCUUGACCUUUUGUAAGGGUAAAACCAGGCCAACUAGGGAAAGGUGAUUGUGUGAACAUGAGUGAAUGCAAGGUCAAAAAUAUAUAUGACCUUGACCUUUAUUUAGGGUAAUUCAGAGACUGCUCAGGCCCUAGGUGAUUGAAAUGACCAUGACUUAUUAAUGCAAGGCCAAAAAUGUUACUUUAUUUAUAUAUUUAUGGACACAAAGCAUUAAAUUGAAUUAUCAUCCUGUGGCUAUGUCAAUGCCAAGUUUAUUAUUGUAUGUCAUAACAUACAUGUAACUUGAAUCAAUAAAUUAUCUUCAACAGAA
Magallana angulata is the source of this 2748-nucleotide messenger RNA. RefSeq names its product F-box/LRR-repeat protein 18-like. Bases 75 to 2351 code for a protein of 758 amino acids. The transcript has 10 exons. Gene Ontology annotation, biological process: SCF-dependent proteasomal ubiquitin-dependent protein catabolic process. Gene Ontology annotation, cellular component: SCF ubiquitin ligase complex. Gene Ontology annotation, molecular function: protein binding. Lineage: Eukaryota; Metazoa; Mollusca; Bivalvia; Ostreida; Ostreidae. The record is from RefSeq and is a predicted model, not a curated record.